AUGGCGUGGGGCCUCAAACUUACGGGAAUUGAAGACGUUCAAGAGCACGAACAGGACUUGAACGGGGACGUAAAAAUGGAUGAUACAAGUGGCUCGGAUAGUGAUUACACAAAAUACUGGAUCGAUUGGUUUUUGUCCACCAAGGGAAAUGAAUAUUUUUGUGAAGUCGACGAAGAAUAUAUACUCGAUCGUUUUAACCUGACGGGGUUGAAUUCCGAAGUCCAACACUAUGUUCAGGCUCUCGAUUUAAUAAGCGAUACUUUGGAGGAGGAGCUCGACGACGAGAUGCGCGAAGCUGUUGAGAAAUCCGCUCGCCAUCUCUACGGGUUGAUUCAUGCGAGGUUCAUUAUCACAAGUCGAGGGCUGGCGAAAAUGCUUGAGAAAUACAAAAAAGCAGAUUUUGGCCGCUGCCCACGUGUAUUGUGUAGCAAUCAGCAACUCCUGCCAGUUGGUCUUUCUGACCAGCCUUACACCAAAUCCGUGAAGCUAUACUGUCCUCGCUGCGAAGAUAUUUACAACCCCAAAUCCACGCGGCACGCUAGCAUUGAUGGGGCAUAUUAUGGAUCCACAUUUCCUCACAUGUUUUUCCAAGUUUAUCCGCAUUUGCUUCCCCCAAAGAGCAAUGAACGAUAUGUGCCGAAGAUAUUUGGAUUCAAAAUUCAUGAAAUCGCUAAACAGCAUCGUUGGCAAGAUCAACAAAGAGAAGAACAACAAAGGCGCAUCACUAUGGGAAAUGAAGGGAACAAUAUCAAUACCUAA
This is a messenger RNA of Acaulospora colombiana, 759 nucleotides long. The record is from the annotation of a GenBank genome assembly. NCBI's taxonomy places the organism in Eukaryota, Fungi, Glomeromycota, Glomeromycetes, Diversisporales, Acaulosporaceae.